AUGCCUGCUCAACUAGCAGAUGUCCGCACACAUGCAAUUCGACCGUCAAGAGGUGUGAGGAUGUCCAAGGCCAAGGAAAGUCGCGGAGUUCGGACAGCGAGGGCUUCUUAUCCGGAGCUUUCCUGCGACCUUUCAUGGGGUCAAGUCGCCGCAUCUGUGCUCGCAGGCAUUGCCUGCGCCACUGCCGUCUCUGAAUCCAAGGGCUCCAAGGGUCUCAAGCGCCCAUCGACGGAGGAUCGGGAGACCUUCGGGCCGAGUUGGCGGGAGUUUCGGGCACGCCUGGUGCAGAAGGAGCGAUCAGAAUCAAGCGGGAAAGGUGGACGACAGCCAGGUGAGGCUACCGGAGCUACCGGGUGGAUGCAUUCGACAACUCUCAUCGAGAAAGGCUCCGUGCUGAUAUCUCGUACGGGGGACCAGUUCACCUUGGAUCAGCAGUACUUCUUGAAUGCAGUCGUCCUGAUCUUGAAAAGGGACGAGGGCGGAGACGUCGGUGUCAUCUUGAACCGCCCAUCGGACUGGACCGCAGAAGACUUGGGCGUGCCGAAGCCCAAUGCCCUCAAGGAGGCAGACCUCCAGUUCAGAAAGCUGCUGGCCACCCUCGGUGGCAACGUAGUGGAGGAGCAGCCAUGGAAAGUCUCCUAUGGUGGGCCCAUGCAUUCGGCGCGGGAUGCGGAGCAAGAGCAGCCCACGCUGCUUUGCUUGUAUCGCUGCGAUUCCGAUCGAGAGGGCGCAGGAGAGGAGAUCAUCCCAGGUCUCCGCUGGCUUCCCUUUAGCCGCGCGAGAGAGAUGGUGGCAACAGGAGCUGCGAGGCAGGAGGACUUCCUUCUCCUCUCGGGCUAUUGUGGUUGGCGCCGCGGUCAGCUCCAGCAGGAGCUGAAUGUGGGCCGCAGCUGGUUGCUGGCUGCGGCGGAUCAUCAGGCUUUGUUUCCUGGUGGAUGUCUCCAGGCCAGUUGCCUUGACCUGGGCAUGAGUCGCUGGGAGCAUUUGCACGAGAGGCUUUUUGAUUUCGCAUCUAUUGAUGGCCAUGAUGGCAAGACCGCCACUGCAGCGCUGAAGCGGUGGAUGACCGACCUCCGGCCAGCUUUGCUAAAUCCAUCGCUGCCAGUAGAUGUUCAGCCUCAGACGCUCCACAGAAACCUCUCCGCCGGUCGGCUCCUGCGUGGCUCCUCCUCGCAUUGGAUCCUGGGUGGACCCAUUGAUCAGAGGCCCGCCAAGGCGGCUGGCACUCAGCCGCCGGCGCAGUACCUGCACAAGGCCGUGCUUCUCGUCUUGGCAGAUGUUACGCCCGAUGAGCCUUCCGUGGUGGUGCUCCUCACCGGGCCGAAGAUCGGAGAGCUGCCCAAGGGCAAAGGCGACGUGUUCUUCGGAGGGUGGGCACAGCCAAAGAAGACGCACGAAGUGCUGCAAGUUCCCGGUGGCUACAUCUGGGGCCAGCUGACCUUCCCUCCGGGAAGGUUGGAGGAGCUACUGGAGCUGGGUGCAGUUGAAGAGGUGCAUGGGCUGAGCUUGAACGAGGUUCUAGAAGUUCCACCGGCACUUCGUUGGGCCGCUGCAGGGGGAUGCAUUGACAGCAUCAACGAAGCAUCGGCGGCCCUACUGGGGAAUGCCCAGCAGAAGCACUGGUACCGACAGUACCUGGGCAUAGCCGUAGAAGAGCUCCGCGACUGA
Molecule: messenger RNA, 1668 nt
Organism: Symbiodinium sp. CCMP2592
Lineage: Eukaryota; Dinophyceae; Suessiales; Symbiodiniaceae
Source: the annotation of a GenBank genome assembly